Symbiodinium sp. CCMP2592 is the source of this 945-nucleotide messenger RNA. The record is from the annotation of a GenBank genome assembly. NCBI's taxonomy places the organism in Eukaryota, Dinophyceae, Suessiales, Symbiodiniaceae.
AUGCCGGAGAUCACCAAGACCGUGAAGUUUGAUAACAUUGCCCGGGAAUGGCGCUGCAAGUGGGCAGAUGACAACGACAAGGCAGCGCUGAGCGCCGCACAGGCAGCCCUGGACGACGUCUUGGCCGACCUGAGCUCCGUUGAGGGCGUGGGCUCCGUGCAGCGCGUGGUCUGCGGAGGCUGCCUGGACUUCAAGGUGGUGACAAAGCUGUCGGCAGCCGCCUUCGGCGAGUGGGAGAAGGCUAAGUUCGCGCCCGAGGAAGAGUUCUUGUCCAAGCUGAAGGGCAUCAAGGGCAUCUCCAACGUUGAGACCCAGACCUACACUCUCGAGGAGGUCAAGAUGAACAAGAAGGACAUCAAGAAGGCCCAGGAGAAGAAGGAGAAGGAAGCAGCCGAGAAGGCCAAGGAUGCGCCAAAGGCCCCGGAGGAUCCAGCCAAGAAGCUGAAGAAGGUCCUGAAGGAGGGCGGCAAGCGUGGAGUUGAGAUUGAGGGCGCUGCUGACAUGGGUGGCCUGCAGUUCUUCUGCACCUCCGUCGACGAACCAGAGGGCGAUGUCGAGCUCCUGACGAAGUGCGUCGAGGCCAUGAAUGCCAAGUCCGAUCCUAGCGAGGAGGAGCGAAAAGGCGGCUCCGGCGACAUCGGCAAGAUGGUGUUCUCAGCUGGAGCGGAACACCUCGCAGUCCUUGCUUACGUCCCAGAGGCGAAGCAGGCCGAAUUGAACUGCGAGGCUUGGCUGGAGAAGGUCCUGAGCCAGCAGCCAGGCUACAAGGUCCUCACGAAGGCCAAGGAUGUGUCCACCGGCAUCAUCCCUACCAACGCGGACAAGGGCAUCUUCCCUCUGAAGAUCAGGGAGGGCCUCAUUCUCGAGGCAAACAACUACCUCAGGAAGCUUGGUCUGUUCCCCGAGGUGCCACACCACGAGCUUCUUUCAUGUAAGGGGAAGUGA